AUGUCUGGAUUCUUUUGGAUGUACCUUUCUGCCGCGCCACCACUUAGAUGUCUCCAGAAAUUCCCCGAAAACUUCCCCGGGUGGAGUCCACCAAUCUGGUUCACUUCAUCACAACACAACAUGCUUUCGUCCCUUGCUCUCGUACUUCCGCUUGUUGCGUCCGCUGUUGCAGCUCCUCAAGAUCUUUCUCAUCGAUCAGGACGUCAAUCGGCACCUUCUGGCUGCCUAUCUGUCGGACCUACCAGCACCUUCCAAACAGUCCAAGCAGCUGUAGAUGCCUUGAGCACCACCGACACGGCGGCACAGUGUAUCUUCAUCGCCGCGGGCACCUACAAAGAGCAAGUCUACAUCCGACAACUCGCGUCAUCAUUGACUAUCUACGGACAAACUCCCGAUACCAGCAGCUACAGCUCCAAUACGGUGACCAUUACCCAAGGAAAGAGUCAAGACGACUCGCCCAACAAUGACGCCACUGCAACCCUUCGGGCAUCAACUCCAAACCUCAGAGUUUACAACAUCAACUUAGUCAACACUCGCGGACAGGGCUCGCAAGCUCUCGCUGUCAGCGCAAUGUCCGACAAGCAGGCCUACUACGGCUGCCAGUUCAGGGGCUUUCAAGACACAGUCCUUGCACAAAACGGUAGACAGCUAUUCGCUAAGUCUUACAUCGAGGGUGCCACGGACUUCAUCUUUGGUCAGCAUGCUACGGCCUGGUUCGAAAAAGUCUCCAUUGGUGUUCUCCCUGCAUCGCUUGGUUUCAUAACCGCCAAUGGCCGUCCGUCGGCUUCCGACCCUUCCUUCUAUGUGAUCAGCAACUCCAAGGUCGCCGCUGCACCGGGCACCAGCGUUCUCGCUGGAGCAUACUACCUCGGUCGCCCAUGGGGACACUUUGCUCGCGUUGUUUUCCAGAAUACUAGUAUGACUAACGUCAUAAACCCUCUCGGCUGGUCAACUUGGCAGACCACUGACCCGAGGACGGAUUCGGUUACAUUUGAGGAGUUUGCUAACACCGGCCCUGGAUCGACAGGCACCAGGGCAAGCUUCUCCAAAAAGAUCUCGGCUGCUAUCCCGAAAACAGCGAUCUUGGGCAGUGACUACAAGACCUGGGUCGAUGAAACAUACCUGUGA
Molecule: messenger RNA, 1128 nt
Organism: Pyrenophora tritici-repentis Pt-1C-BFP
Lineage: Eukaryota; Fungi; Ascomycota; Dothideomycetes; Pleosporales; Pleosporaceae
Product: PemB, Pectin methylesterase
Biological process (GO): pectin catabolic process; cell wall modification
Molecular function (GO): pectinesterase activity
Source: RefSeq, a predicted model, not a curated record